GUUCUGUAGCUAGGCUAGCAAGCCACCUUAAUUACAUACAUAGACUUCGUACGUACAUGUAGUCUGCUAGAGAAAGAGACUAGACAUGCUCCCUGAAUGACCAAAAUGUUAAUCGCUAGAUCUACCCUGUUGAUGCUCUCAAUCUUCUGCGCGCAAACCUAUGCAGAAGCUGACCAAGGUGUAUCUAAAGUGGCCAUUACUAUCAAUCAGUACCUAAUCAGAGCCUCCAACAAACAAGCUACCCCUCAGGCUGCCCUCACCAUCGCCUCAACCAAACCCCUAACCUCACUGUCUGAGCCCACCAGUUAUACUUUCCCCAACCACCCUCUCUCUCCCGGAUGUGGACGCCAUAUUUCACGAUGUCGUGAGCUGCCUAUAUUAUUUGAAGAGCAAGAUUCGCUGGUUGGCAUUUUGACCCCUCUGAACAAUGCGAUCGGAUUCAUGUGCUUUGAAGACGUUGGAAAAGAGCUAGUACACCAGACAACACAUAUAAUGACAUUCCCACAUCACGACGAUUGUAUACCUAUAACCAUCGUGAGGCACAAGACGAAGCAUUACGUCGUGUGCAUUGAUUCUUCUAUGCGAGUAAUUUCAUGCUUGAUCAACCUCAACUUCGACAAUAUUACCCAGUCCUAUCUCCAAUGUGCUUCCCUCGGCAGUUUCCCCCCCUCAGUGGACUUCAGCGAAAUCUCAAACUUUGUUUACGUCGGUGGUGACCUGUUCAUAUUUGCUGUUCAAAAUAUUGUCUAUGAGUACUACCCGGAUAGAUUGUCCCUAGCGUCCGUGAGUGGGUGUACACUCCCUCACCUUGCUCACAAUGUUCGACUAGUUUACAAUGACAUAGACACAGUUCUAAUGUAUUACAACACUAACGAAGGAGCUGAUAUCGUUGUGGUUUUCAAUUUAGCAAACGAGUGUUGGGAUCGUUUUUUCACUGACGUAGAACUACAGUACUCCUGCUUCAACGGAUUCAACGUGUUUGUGUACCCAAGUGAUUCUGCUAUUUUGUACGAAAUGCAUGAGCCCACUGAAAAUGCUCUGCAAAUUGACAUUACUGGAACUAAUUUCACCACAGGCUUAUGUUUUGGAAACGCUUUUAUUUAUGUUGAUCGGCUUAAAGGAACUUUUCUGUUGAACAUCACCUCAGGGAAUAAUACACUUAUUUCCGAUAGUAUAUGUUUGAGAGGGUAUUGUUGGACCCCAGUUUUGUAUCAGGAGAUGUACCUCAUACUACAAGAGGGUGGAUAUUUAGUAGUGAGAAAUAUUGAGGACAAUUACAAGCCUGUGAUUAAUGUCUCUUAUAGCAACACUCAUCUGAUCGGGUUUCUCACUGGAAGGCCGUAUGAGGAGGAGAUUGAUGUCAAAGUGAUGGGUGUUAAUGACAAAGAAAACGUCAUGCUCAUCCUUGUUUGGAUUGUUAGUGGAAUAAUUAUAUUCAUUGUGCUGGUUACCUUAGCAGCUGGUUCUAUCUUAACCAUAUGGGGAGUCAAAUAUAGGGAUCUCAGAAGUACAAUUAGACAACGGACGCUAGUGAGGAGCAGAAACCAUUCUUCAAACCCACGUCGACCAGUUGCUCUAGUUACGCUGGUACAUGACUCACAACCUGCCCAGAAUGAUGUCACUAGACUCGCUACAGAAUCUCCAGUAACUCCACCCAUCCCUACCCCUGCAGCUCCACCCACUAUUUUAUCUGCCAAUCUUCCAGCAGUUUCACCCACCCCUACCCCUGCAGCUCCACCCACUAUUUUAUCUGCCAAUUUUCCAGCAGCUCCACCCGCUAUUUCAUCUGCCAAUCUUCCAGCAGCUAUUUCAUCUGCCACCCCCAGAGCCAUCCCUGCCCCUCCGGCUCCACUCACUAUUUCAUCAGCCAAUCUUCCAGCAGCUCUGCCCACUCUAUCAUCUGCCAGCCCUACACUCCCGCCUGAUGUCUCGCAAUCGCUACAGGAUUUGUACCCAGAGCGUGGUCCCCCACCUAACGACUCCCUACACUCUCACACACCAACUACCGACCCCCCACACCACCACACACCCACUACUGACUCGCACACGCUCUCAACAAGCUCUCUCUCCAUGACAACAUCACUAGGCAGAGAAACACCAGUUGGUGCCAGCACCGAGGAUGUUUCAAUUCUAUCUAUGAUGCAACCAAUCCAAGCCUCAGAAGACCACCACCCGGCCCUUUUGAGACAGGACUGUUCCAGUGUGCUCAGUGCUACACCCUCACAGUCUUCGCCCAUACUGAAUUCCUUACCAACGAGGGACCCUGACAUAAUUGAAGAGUCUUUAUCACAUUCUGUGUACAGUAACACCCUAGACUUUGAACAACCUAUUCAAGUCAACACUCAACACCUCUAAAUAAUAAUUGUUUUUGAUUUUAACGUAUGCAGCAAUACAUUUCUAUAGCUACUGUGCCAAAAAUUAUCUCAGAAACAAUAAUAAUACUUU
Molecule: messenger RNA, 2445 nt
Organism: Halichondria panicea
Lineage: Eukaryota; Metazoa; Porifera; Demospongiae; Suberitida; Halichondriidae
Exons: 4
Coding region: 97-2355 (752 amino acids)
Source: RefSeq, a predicted model, not a curated record